Messenger RNA from Saccostrea cuccullata (small rock oyster), 1315 nucleotides. RefSeq names its product neurotrypsin-like. Gene Ontology annotation, cellular component: membrane. The record is from RefSeq and is a predicted model, not a curated record. NCBI's taxonomy places the organism in Eukaryota, Metazoa, Mollusca, Bivalvia, Ostreida, Ostreidae. The transcript has 5 exons. Bases 345 to 1091 code for a protein of 248 amino acids.
AUGAUGAAGUGUGAUGUAGUUCCGUGGAUAAAUGAACAUUAAUAUUACUUUAAGAAUUCAAAAUCAAAAAAUUUUUAUGAGCAUUUUAAAUUAUUGAGAGCCUGAUGUUUGGACUACCCUAAGUGAUACAUAUUGGAUUUAGGAUUUGAAGUGACAUUUUUAUGAAUGAUUUCUUUUCUGUUAUGUGAUAAUUAAAUGAAGAAUUUAUUGUGUAAAUACUUUCAUAGAAAUGUACCUAUACAAUAAUUUUAAAAGAGAUUAUUUGUAGUGGUAUUCCAUUCUCUUUGUCGCCUUUUGGAGAAAAAGAUACUUGGUUCCUAAAUAGCAUCAAUUGUUAUGGAAAUAUGGAGUCUUUGUUAGAAUGUGCAGCAUCAGGAUCCACACAGUGUAGCUCUGGCAAAGAGGCGGGAGUAAUCUGUCUUUCCACAGUAAAAAAUGUAACAAGAAUAGUAAAUGGCAGUUCUCCAGAUGAGGGUCUAAUGGAGGUUUUGGUAAAUGACCAAUGGCGAAGUGUAUGCAACUAUGGAUGGAGCAAAUAUGACGCUGAUGUUGCAUGUAAAAGUCUAGGAUAUAUAGGAGGAAUUCCCUUCUCAUUGCCGAUUUUGAGAGAGGGGAGAGAAGAUACCUGGUUCUUAGCUAAUUUAAAUUGUAACGGAAAUGAAGAUUCGUUGUUAGAAUGUUGGUCAACAUUCACCACUUGUAAAAAUGGUGAACAGGCGGGAGCUGUUUGUUACCGCGAAGAAAACGAUGUAACAAGGAUAGUAAAUGGCAGUUCUCCAAAUGAGGGUGUAGUUGAGGUGUUGAUUAAUGACCAGUGGCGAAGUGUAUGCAACAAUCGAUGGGACAAGAGGAAAACUGAUCCUACAUGUAAAAUUCUAGGAUAUUCAGGUGGGUUUCCGGUUUCGUCGACGCUAUUUGUAGAGGAUAAGGAAGAAAUGUGGAUGUUGGACGUGUCGUAUUGUAGUGGAAACGUCAAAUCUUCAUUAAAGUGUUCAUUAUCACUUAUUCGAUCCAGCAGCUGUCAUGGCGGAAAGGCAGGGGUCGUUUGCUACCAUGCAGAGAAUGGUACUUUUGAAAAAAAUUUCAAAUAAUUUGCUACCAAUGAAGUGCAACCUUUAAUACGCAAGUUUCGAGAUUAUCUCCUUUGGUGUACUCUUUCGUUGAGGAGUGGAGUUUCGUUGCCGGUAAACAGACGUGUGGGAUAGAUAUUUAUGUAUUGGACAUAUUGCAUCAUCUAUAUACUGGUUUAUCACAAGUACAUGAUUUUCAGGAUGUACUCUUUAACUCUAAAAUAACUGAAGUAAUGUAAAGGCGU